AUGUCUUGCGGCAAUCCCUCCACGGAGGCUGAUGCAUUGAUGCAACGCCGCAAGAAAUACGAUAAAACCAAAGCUUGUGUCAGAUGUAAAACCUCUGAGGGCAAUCUCGUCGUCCGGCAUGCUGUAUACUGCAAGGACUGCUUCUUUCCCUAUGUUACGCACAGGUUCCGCCGUGCACUUGAGCCGACGGUUAAUCCCAUCCCAGAUGGCCCUCGCAAGACUACCUUGAAGCCGGCAGGCAAUCUGCUCAUCGGCUUAUCUGGAGGUCUCGGUUCUUCAACACUUCUCGAUCUCGCACACCGAUGCUACAUCGCCCUCGACAAAUCCACAAUGCCGACGAACGGUGGGCGAGAUCAUCCCAGACACGGGCAGGUGUGGAAGAAGAUUGUUGCAUGCUAUGUUGAAGUCUGCGACGCCUUCCCCGGGAUGAAAGAUCGCACCGAAGACGUUUCCCAAUUCGUUGGGAAAUACAACGAAAUCGACCUCAUUUCUCUUCGAAUACAAGACGCAUUCGAUUCCUCAUGGUGGGAGACAGUCGGCGGAAAGACUGCGCGCUCUGCUCUGGGUGCAUCUUUGACGGAUGAAGGACUCCCAAUCGAGGCCCUCUCCGAAGCAACUCAAGACCCCCUUCCAUCCCUUCGGGCAUACCUCUCCACCCUCCCUACUCCAACCGCCGUCCACGCUUCCGUCCAAACCCUCACACGACUGUUGCUCCUCCACACCGCACUCCAUGAAGGCGCAUCCCACCUCGUCCUCGGAACCUCUCUGACCUCCCUCGCGGUGUCCCUCAUCUCCGGAGUCGCGCAAGGCUCUGGUUUCAACGUUCGUGAGGAGAUGUACGAGGAGUGGGUCCCGAAUCCCAUCGUUGCAGACCAGAAGGAGGAGAAGGAGAAGGCAUCGCUCCCCGUGGAGCACACCAUCCGCGUCGUCCGCCCCCUUCGCGAUCUCGGGAUGAAAGAAUGUGCGGCAUGGGCACAUUGGUCCGGCGUCCCCGUCGUCGGGAAAGAGAAGUGGGAAUGGGCUGGCGCGAAGCCCGGCAUCAGCGCGCUCACGAAAGACUUCAUCCUCGGUCUCGAGCAAGACUACCCCUCAACCGUGUCGACGAUUGUCCGGACCUGCGCCAAGCUCGCGCCCAAAGGCGCUGUCGCCUGCGCGUGCGCCCUAUGUGGUCGCCCCGUGCAGGAAGGCGUGCAAGAGUGGACGGCCCGCAUAUCCAUCCGCGCGCACCCCGGUCCACCCUCAAAUCCACCCUCCACCUCGCCAGCACCACCCACACCUCCGGCCGACUACGCCCCCAACAUGUCUCUCACCCCGCUCCUCUGCUACCCGUGUCGGACGAUGAUCACGAGCCGCAGCGCGCGCCCCAUGCCGUCGCCGUGGCCGCGCGCCGUUGGCGAGUCCAGGUCUGGAGGUGCCAUCGCGCUCCCAGUUUGGACCGCCGCUCGCUUGUCGGCCGCCGCAGCCGCGGCGGUGGAUGCAGAUACGCGUGGAGGAGGCACCGACGAGGAAGACGGGGAGGUGCGGCAGAGCAAGAAGAUGAGUCUGGACGAGAUGCGUGGCGUCGUCGACACGUUCUUGCUGGCGGAUUAG
Messenger RNA from Epithele typhae, 1590 nucleotides. RefSeq lists its product as uncharacterized. Gene Ontology annotation, molecular function: sulfurtransferase activity; tRNA binding. Gene Ontology annotation, biological process: tRNA wobble position uridine thiolation. The coding region runs from base 1 to 1590 and encodes 529 amino acids. The record is from RefSeq and is a predicted model, not a curated record. Gene Ontology annotation, cellular component: cytosol. The transcript has 8 exons. NCBI's taxonomy places the organism in Eukaryota, Fungi, Basidiomycota, Agaricomycetes, Polyporales, Epitheliaceae.